Messenger RNA from Closterium sp. Naga37s-1, 555 nucleotides. Lineage: Eukaryota; Viridiplantae; Streptophyta; Zygnematophyceae; Desmidiales; Closteriaceae. The record is from the annotation of a GenBank genome assembly.
AUGCUCCUGGCCUGUGGGCCCCACCUCACUGCUUCCGCUGCUACUGCUACUCUCUGUGUUGCACGCCCCGUGGCGUGCAACGGAUUUUUCAUCCCGCCACGCGCUCGGAGCGUGCGGCGGUUUUCUGCCCGCCGUGCGCCCCGAGGCGCGCGGCGGUUUUCUGCCCGCCGUGCGCCCCGAGGCGCGCGGCGGUUCUCUGCCCGCCGUGCGCCCCGAGGCGCGCGGCGGGUUUCUGCCCCGUCACGCAGCGCGUCGCUCCCGGGAGGCGCUGCGACGGGCGACGGGGACCCGCGCGUCGCCCCCCGUCACCCGUCGUGGCCUGUGCGCGGCCCGUACAGCCUGCGCGCGGCCCGUAUGGGCUGCGCCAGGCCCGCGUGCGGCCAGUACGGGCUGCGCCAGGCCCGCGCGCGGCUCGGGCCGCCUGCGCGCGGUUCGGGCGGCUGUGCCAGGCCCGUGGGCGGCCCGUUCUUCGCUGCCCCUGCGCUGCCCGCUGUCCCCCUGCUGCAGCUGCCGCUGAGGGGGGUGGACCUGUUGGAGCCGUCGGAGUGGUACUAA